Messenger RNA from Micropterus dolomieu (smallmouth bass), 800 nucleotides. Its product is annotated as FRAS1-related extracellular matrix protein 1-like. The transcript is spliced from 3 exons. The coding region runs from base 262 to 777 and encodes 171 amino acids. NCBI's taxonomy places the organism in Eukaryota, Metazoa, Chordata, Actinopteri, Centrarchiformes, Centrarchidae. The record is from RefSeq and is a predicted model, not a curated record.
CCCCUGCUGCUCCUCCUUCCUCCCGUGUGUGGGGGGUUGUUAGGCCUGACAACUGAAAACUUUAUACAUUUCACUGACAGUAAGUCCUGGCAAGAUGCACUGGACUACUGCAGAAAGCAAAACUCCAACCUGGUCAUCAUCGAGGAUGAAGAAGUGAAUCAGGACUUUCUUGGUGUCUGGGGCAGUAGCUCAACCAAAAAGCAGGGCUGGAUCGGUUUGUACAGAAAUGAUUCAGGCCAAUGGAAAUGGUCCAGAGGAGACAUGGUAGCCACUUUCUUCUCCUGGGACAAUGAUGAGCCAAAAGAUGGUCAGAACUGUGCUGUUAAGUACCCUGAUAACAAGAAAUGGAAAACCAAUUACUGUAAAUUCCUACAUUCUUUCAUGUGUUACAACGAGCCGCUGGUUCUGGUGAAAGAGAAGAAGACGUGGGAGGAGGCAUUAAAACACUGCAGGUCUCUGGAGCCGGUGGACCCAAGUCAGCCAGCCACUGCCUACCAGAACUACCGCUAUGACCUGGUCACCCUGCUCACUCAAGAAGACCACGACAUUGCACGAAAGAAAGCCCAACGGGCUACCACUGCUGAGGUGUGGACGGGCCUGCAUUACCUGGCUGGCCACUGGGUCUGGGUGGGUGGAGGAGGAGACGUGCAGUACACCAAUACUGAAGGUUGCCCAACUCAGAGGUUCUGUGGCGUCCUGCUGAAGACCGGCUCCACACUCUUCGAUACAAGGGACUGCGGAGAGAGCAAGAACUUCCUCUGUUACAGGAAGCCUUAAACAUAUCUUUCCCAACAGAAACU